This is a messenger RNA of Gamsiella multidivaricata, 1621 nucleotides long. Its product is annotated as Alpha/Beta hydrolase protein. Gene Ontology annotation, molecular function: glycerophospholipase activity. Lineage: Eukaryota; Fungi; Mortierellomycota; Mortierellomycetes; Mortierellales; Mortierellaceae. Bases 123 to 1550 code for a protein of 475 amino acids. The transcript has 4 exons. The record is from RefSeq and is a predicted model, not a curated record. Gene Ontology annotation, biological process: macroautophagy; piecemeal microautophagy of the nucleus; multivesicular body membrane disassembly.
CCCUCUUUGUCUCCUCCGCUCUUCCCUCCCCCCCCCAAAAAAAAACCUCGCACUUUCUUCUUACGCCACUCUACCCUUCGUUCUCUUGACUCGCCUUCGACUGUUGCUGUGUUGAACCAGGCAUGCUUCGGCAGAGUACUAUCGUUCCUUUCCUUCUACUCACCCUCUUGACCCUAGUGCCUCUGUUCACACUAGCACACCCGUUCUAUAUACCCUUCUAUCGGAAACAUUCUUCAGAGGAACACCUACACCAACCCCAAGAACAAACCCCUCAGCUCCCUUUUCAAUCCCAUCGUCAUCAUAAUCAGCACUCAUUCCAAUCCUCGGGACCCGUACAGGAGGAACCGAAGAAGCAUGGCGAUUCCCUGGUCGCUGCAGUGGGUCAGGACCGCCCUGACGAAGUCCUAACACUUCGCCACAUCCUCCACCACGGUGGACGUCGAUACCCAGGACUCUUCCGCCGACUGGACCUGUCAGCGGUGGAUAUCCUUCUCAGCGAGCUCCUGACGGGUGAAUCGCUCUCGCAUCAGCUGAAGGUCAAGACGACGACGACGCUCAAACCCCGUGGCCAGGAAUUCAAAUCGUUCCGGAGUAAAGGGUUCAGGGCCAUGGGACUCUCGGACGAUCAAUCAUUCGGACCAGAAUCUUGGACAAGAGAAUUGGUCGAUGCUCCGGAUGUGGCGGACAAGGAGACGAUUGUUCAGCUGUCAAAGAUGAAUUACAAUUCUUACACGGAGGUCGCUAGCCCUGGAUGGUACGAUCUCGAGGGCAAUUGGGGUGUAAACUCGACUUUUGGAUGGGAAGAAGAUGGCGUUAGGGGACAUGUGUUUUUGUCCAAGGACAACUCAACACUCGUUAUCGCCAUCAAGGGCACUUCGGCUGCACUCCUUGGCGGCGGAGGCGGCACCGCAGCCCGAGACAAGGUCAAUGACAACCUGCUUUUCUCUUGCUGCUGUGCCAAAGUUGAUCGGACAUGGAAGGGUGUAUGCGACUGUAAUACGGGCGGCUACCAGUGCGACCAGACAUGCAUCGAGAACAGCGUCAAUUCCGACGAUGUUUACUACAAUAUGGCCAUGACGAUUUUGUGGACAGUUCAGGACAUGUAUCCCAACAGUAACAUCUGGCUGACAGGACACAGUUUGGGAGGCGGUAUCAGCGCGCUGUUGGGAUUGACGUUCGGAGUACCUACGGUGACGUUUGAGACGCCAGGGGACCGUCUGGCCGCGCAAAGACUGCAUCUGCCAUCACCUCCUGCGAUCAACUGGGAUGAUUUCCCGCUAUAUCAUGUGGGCCACACUGCAGAUCCGAUCUUUCAGGGUAUCUGCAAUGGACCGAGGAGUGCCUGCUAUUAUUCGGGAUUUGCACUCGAGAGCAAGUGCCACACGGGUAGGACAUGUGUUUACGAUCCCGUGGGCGAAGAUAACUGGAGGGUCGACAUUCGCACACACCGACUCGCGGAUACGAUCGAGGGAGUUCUUAAGGUCAAGAAUGUACCGGCUUGUAAACAGGAGGUUGGGUGUGUCGAUUGUCAGAUGUGGGAGUACUUGUAGCAUAUUAGAGACCAUAACCGUACAUAGUGCAUCUUGUAUUAUUGUAAAUGUAUUUAUCUUCUAGAACGGAC